AUGGCGACGAUGCUGCUAGAUGGGAGUUUGAUAUGUGCGAACUCAGGUCAUGAUGGUUCUACAUGCACCCAAGCCGGGAAGUUCGAGUGCAAUUAUUGCCAUUUGUACUGCGGCAAGAAUUGCCAGAAGGCGCACUGGAAGACACAUAUACGUGAUUGUCGAAAGAACCCGCUACUAGAUCCAAACUGGCGACCUGCGUGGGAGACGGAGAAUCGCGAGCCCGCUUUCAUGGGAGGCCCUCGGCUCCAGCAUUUCAACUUCAAAAAGAAGUAUCCGUGGGGAAACAUGCCCGCAUUCGACGUCCUCAACCUUGCAGGGAAUGAGGGCGCCAACUAUAAUAGAGAUCUUAAUCUUCUCUUUGCCGCUUCUGGUGACAUUAGGAAUUGCGUCAUGACUCUUGCCUCUAUCCCUGACGGAUGCAAAAGUCAUAUGAAGGUUUUCCUGAACGAUCGAGACGCCGACGUCGUGGGUCGGAACGCCAUCAUACUUCUCCUCGCCCUGAUAGAAGACGAUGCUAACGUCGCAGCUGAUAACAUUAUCCAUCUCUGGUACUCAUCCUUCAUUUCCCAGUCCCUUUACGACACGCUGAACGGGAAGAUUCGCCAGCUGGUUCAAGAAGUGUGCAAGAAGAUAGAGGGAAAAGCGUCUGGUACAGUCUUGGGGAAGACUUGGACUUUCGGUUCGAGGUCUCUUAGGCUGGUGUUGGCCAAGAAUCAAUGGCUCGAAUUACUCGCAAGUUUGGAAGUUCCUCGCGGUCUGACGGCGGAGAGGGCCCAAGAUAUUCGCCGAAGUGUUGCUUUAGCCCCUGAAAGAGUGGAUUUCAGACAUCGCCGAUAUUUUGCUCAACCGCCCGGAGGCCGCGCCAGUGCAGAGAAGUUUCGAGAGCACGGUAUACUUGUCCCCUUCGGUGCCCCUCGUAAUUCGUUUACGAUACCAAACCCAACUCUCUUCCGUGAUACGGAGUCCUGGCCUCUGAAAGACGAUGCGGACCCGAUCAACGGUUACCGCCUAGACAAGAUUAAAGUAUUCCCAUGCGAUGCUCCCGCGAACGAUCUCUACGGGAAACUCAGUUUCCUCCUCAAGGAUCUCAUCACCCGUUUCCACCGUCGGCUUCAAAAUUCGAACAUUCAGUUCCAUCUGCUGAAUGUCAACGCGCAGGACUUGCAAAACUACACCGGACAAGUCAUGUUCGACCGUAUAGAGGUUGCGAAUAUUACGGACGCGGGGUAUUUAGGUAUGGGGCAAACGCUGCUCUAUAUGGGACCCCUAUUAAAGCAGCCAUCUGAUAAUCGUCAUGCUACCCUGGUCGCUCUAUUCCUCAACGCAGUGGAUGAGAUUUUCGACGACAGCGAGAAAAGGAAGGCGAUCUCGCGCGAUAUUCAGGAGGUGUGGAAGUAUAUGGACCCGAAGCCGCCUACAGGACCGUACGAUGCCGGGAUAAUUGUCAGCGAUAUCGCAACUCAACAGGUCCGCGACGUAGACAAGUACUUCGACAUGUACAUGAAGCUCCAUCAUUUUGACAUGCUUUGCGAGUUAUCUGGCAUGGAAUUCAAAAGAAAACCCACGAUAAUCGAGGCGUGGCCAUUGAAGGUGAAGAAACGCCCGCACCAAAAGGGGGCCAAGGAGGAGUUUGCCACUCUAUUAUCGUCCGGCGACUCGGGCUGUGAACGAUACAUGGAAUGGAGGUUUAAGUAA
Messenger RNA from Annulohypoxylon maeteangense, 1695 nucleotides. RefSeq lists its product as uncharacterized. The transcript has 5 exons. The record is from RefSeq and is a predicted model, not a curated record. The coding region runs from base 1 to 1695 and encodes 564 amino acids. NCBI's taxonomy places the organism in Eukaryota, Fungi, Ascomycota, Sordariomycetes, Xylariales, Hypoxylaceae.